AUGUAUCACAACUUUCAGGUUGAGGGAGGCCGUCACCCGGCGUCAGCCAGCCAGUUGGGCGGUCUUGAUGCCUCAGACACCAAGACGGUCAAGGUCUCCAAAGCCUGCGCCGAAUGCAAGCGACGGAAAAUUCGCUGCGACGGCCAGCACCCGUGCCGACAGUGUAUCUCGACGCGGGUGCCAAAGAAGUGCUUCUACGACAAGCACCGACCCCGAGUCGUGCCAUCAAGGAAAGUUCUUGAGAAUCUGUCACAGUCGCUGGAAGAAUGCCGAUCCGUCAUCAAUCGUCUUUUCCCGAACCAGGAGAUUUUCGAUUUACUACCACUGACGCGAGAAGAACUCCUGGAGCUGUUGCGACAUCCCACGAAACCUCAUGACGAGGCGGUGCUGCCAUCCCCGCCUGCCAAUCCCUCACCACUUGAGGAUGACGAGGAAUCACUCGACCAAGAGGUCGAGCCUGGUGCUGCCGAGCUUGAGCAGAUGCCGACCAAGGACUCGGAAUGGGAUGAAGAGCGACGCGAACAUGAACCCAUUCCCGUCGAAUCGGACGACGUCAACGCCCUAUCACUGACAAUGGACAAGCGGGCAUCGUACCUGGGGGCCUCGUCCGUCAAGGCGGUUCUCAUGGUGAUGCUCAAGCUUAAACCGCAGCUCAGAAAUGCCCUCGCCACGCCUCGCAACAUGGCGGCUGCCACAGGUGCCAUCGCCGUUCAACCCGAAGCCAUGCGCCGCGCCUCGGCCGUCGAGUCAAAACCAGCAGCAAAAGUGCCGUGGACAUGGCGCGGUCAGACCUUUGUCGACGCCUACUUCAAGCGGGUUCACGCCUUCAUUCCGAUGCUCGACGAGGCAAGCUUCCGUGCCGACUACUCCCUUGGUCAGCGCGUCGACUCGCCGUGGUUGGCCCUGCUGCACGCUGUGCUGGCCAUGGGCAGCAUCGCAGCCACCAAGUCGAGCGACCUCCAUCACGAACAGCUGUACCAGCAGGCCAUGACUCACCUCACCAUUGAUUCUUUCGGAUCCAGCCGCGUCGAGACGGUCCAGGCUCUGGCCAUUAUCGGAGGCUUUUAUCUGCACUACAUCAACCGCCCCAACAUGGCCAACGCGAUUCUCGGAGCCGCCGUCCGCAUGGCGAGUGCACUGGGUCUCCACCGAGAAUCCCUUGCGCAGGGCCUGUCAGAAACAGAUGUACUUGCUGCUGAGAUCAGGAGGAGGACAUGGUGGUCCCUGUUCUGCCUCGACACAUGGGCGACGACGACCAUGGGCCGUCCCUCCUUUGGGCGCCGGGGGCCUGGGAUCAACAUCCGGUCUCCCGAGCUGGGCAUCAGUCAGGCCGCCGAGUCAGCACAGCACGCCGGCGUGCUCCCCAUGAUCGAAAACAUCAAGUUCUGCCGAAUCGCCACACAGAUCCAGGACACCCUCGCCGCGAGCUCGCUGCCCUCGACCGACGACCGCCAGAGCAUGGACACGCAGCUCGUGACCUGGUACGAGAGCCUGCCCUGGCUGCUCGGCACGACGCAGCCCUGCGCCGAGCCGCUGUACAUUGCCCGCUGCGUCAUGAAGUGGCGCUACCAGAACCUCAGGAUGCUGCUCCACCGGCCCGUGCUCCUCACCUGGGCCGCGAGCCAGCAGCGGCCGGUGCCGGCGCGGUCGCACCGGCGCGCCUCGCACGCGCCGUCGUCCGUGUCGUCGUCCGCCGACGCGGGGACGUCGCCUGGGUCGGGCGUGCUCAACGACGAGGAGAUCCUUGCGUCGAUCAACACGUGCUCUGACAUGGCGGCGCAGACGAUUGAGGACAUCGCGAAGGAGUGGACGCGGAACCAGAUGCUGGGCUGGAACGCUGCUUGGUUCUUGUACCAGGCUGCCAUGAUUCCACUGCUUCGACUGUGCUGGCAGCCGGGCAACACAGAGGCGGACACGUGGAGGAGCCAGAUCGAGACAACACUCGAGAUCCUCGACGCCGUCGGAGACUGGUCGCUGACAGCGUGUCGAAGCCGAGAGGUUGUGAGGCGUGUGUACGAAGCGAGUUGUCAGAACGAAGAGGUUCAGCCGUCUCCGACAGCAGCAGCUAAAUUGAUGGGCGCCAACCCCGUAGCUCAGGGCGACAUGAGCAAUCUGUAUGGAUCGACGGGUGGAAUGGGACAGACGGCGGUGGACUUUGACUUCCGCAUGUCUCCCAUUCGGCUUGACACGGAUAUGGAGGUCGCUGCUUUCAUGGAGCAGGAUUGGAUGUGGGAUCUAGACGGUAUGUUCUGGGGACAGCAACCUGGCACAAACCAACAACAUCAGCAGCAGCAUCCGCAACAGCACGGGUCACUACAGAUGCAUGAUACAAAUGUGCUAUAUGGAGAUGGCAUGACGGUCAUGCCCAUGCAUUACAAUAUGGACAACAUGAAUAACGGCUAA
This is a messenger RNA of Verticillium nonalfalfae, 2403 nucleotides long. RefSeq lists its product as uncharacterized. The transcript has 4 exons. Gene Ontology annotation, molecular function: RNA polymerase II cis-regulatory region sequence-specific DNA binding; DNA-binding transcription factor activity, RNA polymerase II-specific; zinc ion binding. NCBI's taxonomy places the organism in Eukaryota, Fungi, Ascomycota, Sordariomycetes, Glomerellales, Plectosphaerellaceae. Gene Ontology annotation, biological process: DNA-templated transcription; positive regulation of transcription from RNA polymerase II promoter by galactose. The record is from RefSeq and is a predicted model, not a curated record. The coding region runs from base 1 to 2403 and encodes 800 amino acids. Gene Ontology annotation, cellular component: nucleus.